AUGACAGAAGGAAUCCAAAAAAUCAAUUCUACUUUGAUCCAUAGCAUCACAUCAGGACAGGUAAUAAUCGACUUAGCUUCUUCGGUCAAAGAACUAGUUGAAAAUGCUGUUGACUCUCACGCAUCUGUUAUUGAAGUGAGAUUUAAAAAUAACGGAGUUGAUCUAUUGGAAGUUAUUGACGAUGGUGAUGGAAUAGCUAAAAGCGAUUUUAUCGGAUUAGGACGAAAACAUCAUACAUCUAAGCUUAGAUCUUAUGAUGACUUAUUAAUGGUCCAAACUUUAGGUUUUCGAGGCGAAGCAAUCAAUUCACUUUGCUCCUUAGCCAAGGUUGAGAUUAUAACUUCUACAGUUAACGAUCUUCCAUUAGCUACGAAAAUAUUAUUUGAUUUCAAUGGGGAAAUUAUUUCAAAAACAGAAACUUCCGGCAAAAAGGGAACACAUGUUACGGUAUACAAUUUAUUUGAAACUCUACCGGUUCGACGAAAAGAUUUUUUGAAAAAUUCCAAAAGGGAGUUUUCUAAAGCGAUAAAUUUAUUACAGGCUUAUGCCAUCAUAUGUACCAAUGUAAAGAUCGUUGUUUCAAACUCCUCUAGUCAAAGCAAUAAAAAAACAGUGUUAUUUUCAACAACGGGAAAAGGAGGAUUAAAGUCGAGCGUUGCAAAUAUAUUCGGGGUUUCAAUAUUUGAAAAACUAGUACCAAUUGACAUUUCUUUUGAGCUUCUUUACUCACUUCCUCGACUUUCAAAUAAGUCCACAAAACAUUUAGAAAAGGAAUUGGCUAAAGUUGAAAUUAAAGGGUAUGUUUCUAAACCAAGUUUUGGAAACGGAAGAUCAGCUUCUGAUCGCCAACUUUACUUCAUAAAUUCUCGUCCUUGCUCUCUUCCCCAAAUUACCAAAGCAGUUAAUGAAACUUACAAAAUGUUUAAUUCUGCUCAACUGCCUGCUAUUGUAGCAAAUAUCAAACUUGACACUACAAGAUAUGACAUUAAUGUAUCACCAGACAAAAGGACGAUUUUGCUUCACAAUGAAAACGGUUUAAUUGAGCUUGUUCGAGAAAAGUUUGCAGAACUGUUUGAACAAGUUGGCCAUUCAGUUCCUUUCAACAAAAUGGAGACAAUAGAUCUCCCAGAAAAAAAAAUAAAACAGGGAAAUUUAUUUUCUUCUUACUCGAACCGCAACGACUUAAAAAAAGAUGCAGAGAACCUAAUUGAUACCAUUAACAAAUCUCCUAUUGUAGAAAUAGAAGAUAAUCAAAUUGAUCAAAGGGAAUACGUUUCUAAUGAAACAGAGAUAUCACAUUCUCGAUCAACUCGAAGAAAUAUUACCGAAUCAACACUUGAAAGUACUGAUAUUGAUGAAAUUUUGAUUGACCAUGACAAUAUACCCCGGUCUAAAACAGCUAAAGCAGCAUCAAGAAUAUCGGAGCAAACCCUUUUUAAUUUUCCGGAUCCAUGUCUCCAUAAAAAGUGUUUGCACGAACAAUCUGAAGAGUGCGGUACUAAUUUGAAUAUAGAGAAAAAAAUGAAUAAAAACUUUUACAUCACUGACACUACUCAAGCUGAUGUUUGCAAUCUUAAUAAUGAUGAAAGGAAAAUUUCAAAUAUGCAAGCAGCUACAAGACCUGGCUCUCAUAGGAAUAGAACCUAUAAUUAUGACAUGCCUCUUAAAGUUUCUAGUGAAUAUAUUGGAAUAUAUAUUUUGGAAAAUACUGAAGUCGCUGAGCCAAUUCAAUUUGGGUUUUAUUUUGGUGACUAA
This is a messenger RNA of Magnusiomyces paraingens, 1755 nucleotides long. RefSeq lists its product as uncharacterized. The record is from RefSeq and is a predicted model, not a curated record. The transcript is spliced from 4 exons. Gene Ontology annotation, cellular component: MutLalpha complex. Gene Ontology annotation, biological process: mismatch repair. Lineage: Eukaryota; Fungi; Ascomycota; Dipodascomycetes; Dipodascales; Dipodascaceae. Gene Ontology annotation, molecular function: ATP hydrolysis activity; ATP binding; ATP-dependent DNA damage sensor activity. Bases 1 to 1755 code for a protein of 584 amino acids.